GUCGCGGUGCAUUGUGGGUGUAACGCAAACAUGGCGGCGCCCGUGUAGACAUGCUAAAGGCUAAGGCGAGCUGUAGUGUAGAGGGUUCUAGAGCUGUGUAAAAGAGUAAAGAUGUGGAAACAGAUGAAUAAACUACAGAAGAAUAGGACGGUGAGAUACGGAGUCCCCAUGCUGCUGCUUGUGGUUGGAGGAUCAUUUGGUCUGAGAGAGUUCACACAGAUUCGAUAUGAUGCUCAGAAAAUAAAGAAGAAGAUGGACCCUGCACUGGAGGCCCGAGUGAACUCGCACACACACACAGACAUCCUGCAGGAUGAAUACGAGAAGCUGAAGCAGGCAGAUUUGGACAGCUGGACAAACAUCCGUGGACCGCGACCCUGGGAGAACUCGCGGCAGAGCCAGGAGGAGCAGAGAACCCAGCUGACCAAGACCACUUAGUGUGUGUGUGUUCGUGUGUGUGUGUUCGUGUGUGUGUGUGUGUGUGUGUGUGUGUGUGUAGGUCAGUGUUUAUUUGCAACACUAAAGUGUGUUAUUAAUGUGUAUUACAGGAAGUGAGUUUAUGGACAUUUUAUUAGUCAUUGUAAUGAACUGGGUGGAGUUUAAUGAUGUCACUGAUUAAUGUCAAUUACAUUCUUUAUUUAAAUAAUAAAUGGUGCGUGUGCGUGCGUGUGCGUGUGAGCGCGUGUGCGUGCGUGCGUGUGCGUGCGAGCGCGUGCGAGCGCGUGUGAGUGUGGAGUAAAGAGGUUUUGUUUUUGUUCCAUUGGCUGUGAAAUAAACACUUUUCAGUCCA
Ictalurus punctatus (channel catfish) is the source of this 787-nucleotide messenger RNA. RefSeq names its product cytochrome c oxidase assembly protein COX16 homolog, mitochondrial. Lineage: Eukaryota; Metazoa; Chordata; Actinopteri; Siluriformes; Ictaluridae. Gene Ontology annotation, biological process: mitochondrial respiratory chain complex IV assembly. The coding region runs from base 112 to 435 and encodes 107 amino acids. Gene Ontology annotation, cellular component: mitochondrial inner membrane. The transcript is spliced from 4 exons. The record is from RefSeq and is a predicted model, not a curated record.